This is a messenger RNA of Lachancea nothofagi CBS 11611, 603 nucleotides long. Lineage: Eukaryota; Fungi; Ascomycota; Saccharomycetes; Saccharomycetales; Saccharomycetaceae. The record is from the annotation of a GenBank genome assembly.
AUGAGCGAAGAUAACGAGUUCAAAGAAUUCCAAGAGGAUAAUACUAACGAAUACAAAGUGUCAGCGAAGAAAACGCUUGCAGAAUACCAAAAACUGGAUGCGGAAGAUGAGUCCUUGGCGAAAUGGAAAGAAAGCUUAGGAUUGAGCUCGGACGUUUUGCCUCUGGAAUAUGCCGGUGACAAACGUAAAGUCGUGAUUCUAAAGAUUCAGCUGCUGGUGGACACCGAGAAAGAGCCCAUCACGUUUGACUUGACCAACGAGACAACCAUCAAGGAGCUUGGGUCCAUACGCCACAAGAUCAAGGAGAAAUCAGCUUACAAGCUAAGAAUCACUUUCAAAGUUCAACACGAGAUCAUCACAGGACUGAGGUACGUGCAAUUUAUCAAAAAAGCAGGCAUUGCCGUUGACAAGAUCGACGACCAUUUGGGCUCUUACGCUCCAAACACCACCAAAAAGCCUUUUUACGAGGUGGAGCUACCUGAGAGCGAGGCUCCAAGUGGCUUCUUGGCCAGAGGCAAUUACAGUGCCGUUUCCAAGUUCAUCGACGAUGACAAGACAAACCAUCUCACCGUCAAUUGGGGUGUCGAAAUUGUCAAGAAAUGA